Messenger RNA from Ricinus communis (castor bean), 739 nucleotides. Its product is annotated as protein mago nashi homolog. Gene Ontology annotation, biological process: RNA splicing. The coding region runs from base 102 to 551 and encodes 149 amino acids. Gene Ontology annotation, cellular component: exon-exon junction complex; nucleus. Lineage: Eukaryota; Viridiplantae; Streptophyta; Magnoliopsida; Malpighiales; Euphorbiaceae. The record is from RefSeq and is a predicted model, not a curated record. The transcript has 3 exons.
UAAUUGUGGGCACCGCUUAAUUUAAACAAAGCUUCCUUCUUCUAUUUCUUCCCUGCCGGCGUUGCCAUCGUGCAUCAUACAAUCACAAGACACAGAGAGUCAUGGCAACUGAGGAAGAUGAGUUUUACCUGCGAUACUACGUCGGUCACAAGGGCAAAUUUGGCCACGAAUUUUUGGAGUUCGAGUUCAGGCCGGAUGGCAAGCUCCGAUACGCAAACAACUCCAACUACAAGAACGACACCAUGAUUCGCAAGGAAGUCUUCCUCACUCCUGCUGUCCUUAAGGAGUGCCGCCGUAUCAUCUCCGAGAGCGAGAUUAUGAAGGAAGAUGAUGCAAACUGGCCCGAACCAGAUAGGGUUGGGAGACAAGAGCUGGAGAUAGUGAUGGGGAACGAGCAUAUAUCCUUCACUACCUCAAAGAUUGGUUCGCUUGUUGAUGUCCAGAGCAGUAAGGAUCCGGAAGGCCUGCGCAUCUUCUAUUACCUAGUUCAGGACUUGAAAUGCUUUGUUUUCUCUCUCAUCUCUCUCCACUUCAAGAUCAAACCUAUUUAAGGACCUAAUGUCUACCAUUCAGUUUCUUCUAUGGAGUUUAUUGUGCCUAUGAAUUUUGCUUGUAGGAAUUGUUAUUUCAAUGACUUUUUGAUAGUUUGGACCUAAUGUCUACCAUGUAAGGUUGCGGAUGCUUGCCAGGUUUCAGACUGUAAUGCUAUUGUUAUGAAAAGCUUCAGUUUUCAUCAACA